Messenger RNA from Clavispora lusitaniae ATCC 42720, 564 nucleotides. The record is from RefSeq and is a predicted model, not a curated record. NCBI's taxonomy places the organism in Eukaryota, Fungi, Ascomycota, Pichiomycetes, Serinales, Metschnikowiaceae.
AUGGAAGCCGCCAAACGUGUUCUAAGGUACCUCAAAGGAACGAAGAAAUUUGGCUUGUACUAUACUCCAAACUCACCAGAUGAACUUAUAUGUUACUCAGAUGCUAAUCUUGCCUCUGAAACUGACACAAAGAGUCGCUCAACUACGGGCUCAGUUAUUCUUUAUGGUGGAUCCCCAGUAAGCUGGAGAUCUAAACUACAAACUCUUGUGGCUCUUUCUACAGUUAACUCUGAACUCUUUGCCCUAUGCUUUACCACUCAGGAAUGCGUUUGGUUACAGAACUUAAUGGAAGACAUAAAGAUAACACACAACACAAAACUAUACUGUGACAAUCAACCAGCUAUCAAAACGGUACAGCUGGAAGUCGCACUAGAAGGAACAAAGCAUAUACGACGCAGAGUUGACUUUGUUAAACAACAAGUACAAUUCUCAACUGUACUGCUACAAUACGUUCCCACAAAAUUGAAUUGUGCAGAUAUAUUUACUAAGGCACUACCAGAUCCACAGUUCACAACCUUACGUCAACGCUGUGCAUCAGGUAUAAGACCUACUGAUCUUCUAUAA